AUGUUCAUCGCCCUCCUCCUCUUCAAUCUCGCCGCCUACACUAUCACCGCAAUAGCGACUUCUCUCACCAGCACGCCCUAUGUCUCAUACUCCAACAAACUACGAGCAAAUGAUUGCGAGUGUCCUCUUCACGAACAGCAACAGGACUGGCUCCUCCCCGCACCAGCAAUCACAAAACUCUGCUUCAUAGCCAACUUAUUGUUAGGCUUGAUGAGCGGCGCUCUGUUGGUGAAUGCGUUUCUAUGGUGGAUGACUAGUGUUUCAGAGAUUUCUGUCUCUGUGAGGAAUUAUGCGCUAGGAUGUGGAAUUGGAGCCGGAAUCGUGGGGCUUGUGUUAGUACAUAUUCUGUUCAUUAAGAAGUUGGUAAAGAGCGGUGGAUUGCUGAUGGCUAUCAAUACUAUUCUCGGCUUGACUUUGAUGGGGCUGGCAUUUGGUACAAUUGGAGUGAGUAGAGCGUGGAGUGUGGACUCGAGUCAGAAUUCUCUAGAGAAAGGAGGUGUCGAACUGGACUUGCGAGGCGUAUUUAUGCAGAGCUUACAAGAAGAUCGUUCAGGCCAAGCGCAUAGUGAAUAG
This is a messenger RNA of Mollisia scopiformis, 573 nucleotides long. RefSeq lists its product as uncharacterized. Lineage: Eukaryota; Fungi; Ascomycota; Leotiomycetes; Helotiales; Mollisiaceae. The transcript has a single exon. Bases 1 to 573 code for a protein of 190 amino acids. The record is from RefSeq and is a predicted model, not a curated record.